Messenger RNA from Rattus rattus (black rat), 3043 nucleotides. It is a transcript of the gene Dnai3, whose product is annotated as WD repeat domain 63. The record is from RefSeq and is a predicted model, not a curated record. Gene Ontology annotation, molecular function: dynein light chain binding; dynein heavy chain binding. The coding region runs from base 121 to 2886 and encodes 921 amino acids. Gene Ontology annotation, cellular component: inner dynein arm. Lineage: Eukaryota; Metazoa; Chordata; Mammalia; Rodentia; Muridae. Gene Ontology annotation, biological process: inner dynein arm assembly; cilium movement involved in cell motility. The transcript is spliced from 23 exons.
UAUUUUUCUGGGCGAGAAGAGUCAGGCUCCCAUCUCCUACUCUCGAAGGAGCGUUUCUCUGGGGAACUGCCAGGAGGCUGCUUUCUUUUCCCUUUAGUGAUUCCAGCCUACAUCGGAGCCAUGGCACCAAAAGCACAGAAGAGCCCCAAGGGUCAGAGAAAGGGCAAAAAGAAGACGAAGCAACAGUCGCUUGUUGCAGAAGAAGAGGAGCCAAUGAACAUGGAGAGCAUGGGCCAUCCGGAGAUUUACCCGUUAGUAUUAACUGCCAAGACCCAGGAAAUAUUCAACUGUCGAAUAGAUGAAGAUAUGACAGAUGAGCAAACAUAUAAACUCAUCAAAAAAGAAGAUAUCUUGGCAGACUUGCUAAACCGAGCUGCAGUAUCCGACUUCCACCCAGUCAAAAAAAUUGUCCUGGACUACCCGGGGGAGGAGCUCCUCCUCGUGUAUGACAAAGAUUUCAAAUAUGGACUUAACUUUUACCUCAUUGGAACAGAGGAAGGCAAGGAAAACUUUCUAAAGGCACCAGAAAUGCCAGAGGAACAAGAAGAUCUCAAGGAGCACGUUCCAGAAGACUUGUAUAUCUACAAGCCACCAGUCUCCAAGCCGUGGGUAUCUCUGGGCAGUGAGAAAGAAAUUGAGGAGGAGUCCGUCCAAGAAUCGAAAAAGCGGGUGACCUACAUGAUUUCUAGGAAACGGAGUCAAUUUGGUGCACCCGUGACUUUCAGGGACCAGAAUGCUUCUAGCGUAAAAGAUGCCUACAUUGAGUGUACGUCUUACGCAGAUAAAAGUUACACCCUCACGCAAGUCGAGAAAGACAUUGGCUUGCAAGUCAUCGCUGAAGUCAAGGACACAAGCACACAGACCAGAUGGGCAUUUCCAAGAAAUGCUACGACACAGUAUCAACCAAGAGAAUUCUCAGAAGAGGAGAAAAACGUCCUCGUAGAAUCAAAAUCCUUAGCUGAGUUUUUCAGCACUGUGUCCACCAGUGUCGAAAUAGCCCUGCAGCAAAACGAGAUCAUGAACACAUUUACUGAUGACUGGAGGAGCCUCGCAGAGGAGGAGAGUACCUUUGGGGACAAGACUGACACCCAUCUGAAGGAGUACCAGUCCUUCACAGACCUCCACAACACCAUGGAGAAAAUGAUUACCUGCGUCUCUUGGCACCCCACCAUCUACGGGCUCAUAGUCGUGUCGGUGGCCGUACGCCUCUCCUACGAAGAAAGAGUCCAGAAUUCCAGUAGGCUACUGCUUCAGCCAUCACUGAUUCUCUUCUGGAGUUUCUCUGACCCCAUACACCCUCAGUUGAUGCUGGAGAGCCCUGAUGACAUCUUCUGCUUCGAGUUCUGUCCAAGUGACCCCAAUAUCAUCGCUGGAGGCUGCAUCAAUGGACAGAUCAUCCUGUGGGAUAUCACGGCACACGCGGAACGCAUAGAGAACAUCAAGACGGGCGGUAGCAGAAGUAAAAAGGCCACUCUCAAGCCAAUGUUUCUCCUUGAACCAGACAGCAAUAAAGAAACAAUGUAUGUCAGACACUGUGCGGUGUCUUCCAUUGAAAACGGCCAUAGGAAAGUAAUCACAGAUAUACACUGGCUGCCGGACUCAUUUGAGAUCAACAGGAUGGGAUCCGUCUUUGAGAACCGAAGUGGAAUAAGCUGUCAGCUCAUCACAUGCUCAGCAGAUUGCACAAUUUGUUUUUGGGAUAUUCGACCCCAAAAACCUACAGUCACAUCCGCAGCCACAGCCACAACCACAAGCACCACCAAUACAACCCCCCAACAACCACCGGCAGAGAAGAAGAAAGAAGAAACCAUUGAAAUUCCCUUUGAUGUGCCCUCGACUUUCUUGCACCUAGAUCUCUCCUGGAAACCCCUGAGUAGAAUAAAACUGUCCAAGGGUGAAACAAGUUUAGACCACUGUCCGACCAAGCUGAGCCUGGGCGAAGACCCCGCUCUCUGCAAAAUACAAGGUACAUCUUCCAUCCAUGUUCUUCUGAGAGACAAGAUGCUAAGUCAGAUGAAAUUGCUGAAGGCAACAGAAGUAAACCCCUACCAAAACCUGGAAGGUGGGAUGGCCAACAUGCUCAAGCCGAUUGAGGACUUCCGCACGAAGUUCUUUGUGGGAACGGAGGAAGGUGAGGUGAUCUACACAGACUGGAAAAUGGAGAGGGAUUCUGAAACCGGGCGACUUAUGGCCAAGAAACCUGUGAACCUCUACACCGUCCACGAUGGGGCUGUCCACACUGUCCAGAGGUCACCUUUCUUCAAUGACAUCAUCCUCACUGUUGGGGGAUGGAACGUGGCCAUCUGGAAGGAGGAGGUCCUGACCGGACCGCUCCUUCAAACGUGCUGCGCACCGAAAAGGUACACCUCAGGGCACUGGUCCCUGACAAGGCCUGGAGUAUUCUACAUCGGUCGAGAGGAUGGAUAUGUCGAUAUCUGGGACCUCCUGGAGAAAACACAUGAACCAGCCCAGUCGCAGAGUAUCUGCAUCACCAUGAUCACCUACAUCAAACCCUGGACCUUCUCCUCUAAGCAGCAGUUUAUAGCCAUAGCAGACUACUAUGGAACCCUGCAUAUCUUAGAGAUCCCUUGGACACUAAGUCACCCUUCCACUAACGAGGUAUCAAGUGUGAACUACUACUUUGAAAGAGAAGUCAAGCAUCUGGAAUACGUCCAGCAGCGCAAGGAAAUCCGUGAGGAAGAAAAGAAAGUUAUGGCCUUGGAAAUGAUAAAGAAGAAAGCGAAAACCUAUCAUAGGUCCAAAGAACAAAUGGAGGCCGAGCUGAAGUUGGAAUAUGAAAGCUUUUUGGAGCUUGAACAGUCUGUCCUCUUCGCCCUCGGUCUAAGCAAGGUCUCAGAGAAGAUGUCGUACUUGGACUUGCAUUAGCAGAGAUUCUCGAAGAUGGCUGCUGGGAGACCCCAUUGGUCUUCCCCCUCCCUUUAUUGUUUGUGUGAAGGUAAAAUAGCAAACCGAUCAUAUAUAGGUUUAUUUGUAAAUACAGGCUUUUAUUUAACUGGUAUUAAAAGAAUCAAAUUUUAUCAAA